Messenger RNA from Durusdinium trenchii, 1475 nucleotides. Lineage: Eukaryota; Dinophyceae; Suessiales; Symbiodiniaceae. The record is from the annotation of a GenBank genome assembly.
UUUGGCUUUGGUUCAGCACUCGAAAAGCCCUCGGUGCGCUCUCCAUAAGUCCACAUGAUGAGAACUUUGAUCCUCAGUUUGCUCGGCCUACUGGAGGCUAGUGUUUUGGAAGAGAAGGUCCUAGAGUCUGUGGCGAGUGGUGCAGUGCAUCUAGCGCUGGAUGGAUCUGGGACAGUGGAGCAGGUUGAGGUGCCAGCCGAACGACCAUUUUGGAAGAAGGCAAAGAAGUAUGACGACGAUGUUGAGAAAAGCCUUGAAGCUGCGAACCUUACACAGGACGAGAGGCAAGAGGUGGAGAAGAAUCUUGAUGACCUGUUGAACCACACAAACAUCACGCUCUACCAGGAAUGGGGUGUUGCGUCCUUGGUCCAGAUCGAGCGCCCCAACCACACCGUAGCGCUCCGAAACCAUUCGUCCACGGUGUCGGUGAAGGGCACGGAUCCCCGGUUGAAGGCCCUGAACGAGCAACAUGACAACCUCACUCGCUUGGUUCAUUCGCAGGCCGAUGUGGUGGCACACACCUCUGCGAAUUUGGCCAAGAACAAUGAGGAGAUUGACAAGCAAGAGCUGGAGGUAGCUCACGCAGGGGAUCUGUACAACAAAGCUCAUGCUGACACUCUCAGAGCUGAGAAGGCCUUUAAGGAUCACAUGGUGGCGCUCGCCAUUGCCAAGAAGCGCCGGGAUGACCUGCGAAGGAAAGCAGAGGAGGCCAGAAAGGUUUUGGAGCAGGUUGGGCCCCAGGCCAAUGCUGCAGAGUAUCACCUGAACAUCUUGAUGUCGAGAACUCCUGGACUCAAGGAACACGCCAAGUCCAAAGACCAGGACGAGGACAAGAUGGCCGAUUACUUGGAGGCGGAGGAAAAGAAGGCAAAGGACAUGCAGAUCAAGCUCACGGGCGACGACUCUGCCUUGCAGGCGGCCAUUGUCAAGCUGAACGGACUCAAUAGUGACCUGAAGCGGAUCGAGGAGAAGAUCAUUCACUGGAACGGCGAAGCCCGGCCUUUGGCGAUGGUGCCGGUCGCGCUGGUCUCAUUGCUUCUGGGUUUCCACGGUCAACUUUGAGUGUGGUGAGUAGUAAGUGUAGAGGGUCCUGCGCAUCCAAAACAGGGUGCUGCAGCUCCUGUCUGACACAAUCCAACUCUGACGGUCUGUUGAAAGGCAGACACCACGAGUUGCGUUGGAGAAAGAUGCCGUGGACGUGCACUUGAAGACCCAAUCCUACAUACAGAAGUUGUAAAUGCCACAUGUCACCAUGAUUAUAAAGAAGAAGCUAGAAGCUAGAAGCACCUUCGACCCGAUAUGUUGGAUAUAGUCUUGUUAGAGUCAAGCACGCAUCAAGCAGCUGUUGACUCCUUGGUCAGUCCCUCUUUCUCAGACAACUCUUCGUUUUAUACUGGACAUCAUCCAGUUUUCACCUCAAAUAGGCCUAGUAAGUUGCAGAACAUGACGUGGACUCUCGACGACGUUUUCCCCCA